CCAGAGUAUGAGAUAUACGAAAAUGACGAUGAUCUUACUGACGAGGAGGACAUCUUGAAUGGAAAUGACGCAGAACAUAGAUCUAGAACUAAACGUGAAUGCCCAUUCAUUCGAUGGAAAUUUCGAUUUGAAUGGGUUCCAAACCAAGAAUUCUCACCCUGGUGGGAGUCACCCAGUCAAAGACUAAUUUAUUCAACCAUUUUACCGGGUACUUUGAGAGUUUUUUUAUGCCCUGAAUGCAAGGCAUGGUCUAAUCAAAAUCAAUGGGUUAAAGUACCAGAUGAUCUCAUCUAUGAUCCAGUGUUUCUCAAUCCUGGUCUAAUAGCUCGUGAUCAAUUGCAUCGCAUACCAUUCUCAAUAUUGCCACCACAACCUCCAAGCACGUUAAAUAAUGACAUAACAAAUUCUAAUGUCUUAUAUG
Racocetra fulgida is the source of this 421-nucleotide messenger RNA. Lineage: Eukaryota; Fungi; Glomeromycota; Glomeromycetes; Diversisporales; Gigasporaceae. The record is from the annotation of a GenBank genome assembly.